Molecule: messenger RNA, 5531 nt
Organism: Darwinula stevensoni
Lineage: Eukaryota; Metazoa; Arthropoda; Ostracoda; Podocopida; Darwinulidae
Source: the annotation of a GenBank genome assembly
AUGGGAGGGCUGCCAGAUUUGUGGUAUGCCAUGUGUUCCUAUCACAGUAAGCCUACAGAAGAAGUUGCUAAAUUUGAGCAUCCUACAAUUGGGAUGGAAGGUGGUAGUUGUGAUCAGUUGCAUAUACUGGUAACAGGAGGUGCUGGAUAUGUGGGGUCUCAUACUGUAGUUGAUCUGCUGGAGAAAGGCCACAAUGUAGUGGUGGUUGAUAAUCUUUGCAAUGUACACAUGGCUACUGAUGGAAAGAAGCCUGAAUCUUUGUUGAAAGCUGAAUCCUUGACAGGAAGGUCCCUUGAAUUCCACAAAUUGGAUAUCGUGGAUAAAGAAGCACUUCAGGCUGUGUUCUCCAUGCAAAAGUUUGACUGUGUCUUCCACUUUGCUGCUCUGAAAGCAGUUGGGGAGUCAUGUGCAGUCCCCCUCAAGUACUACAGAAACAAUGUGGGAGGUACUGCUAACCUUCUUGAAGUGAUGCAGGAGAAUGGUGUGAUGCGGAUUAUCUAUUCUUCAUCUUGUACAGUCUAUGGCGAUCCAUUGUAUCUUCCCAUUGAUGAAUCUCAUCCCAUGGGCAAGAAUAUCAGCAGCCCUUAUGGAAGAACCAAGGCCAUUGUAGAGCACAUGAUGAUGGAUCUCUGCCAUGCUCAAAAGGACUUGGGGUGUGUGUUUCUCCGAUACUUUAAUCCUGUGGGGGCUCAUCCAUCAGGAGAGCUGGGUGAAGACCCAUUGGACACACCAAGCAAUCUCAUGCCCUAUAUAUCUCAGGUGGCCAUUGGGAAGAGAGAUAUGUUCUACAUCUUUGGUGUGAGGGAUUAUGUACAUGUGAUGGAUGUUGCCAGAGGGCACACAGCUGCCUUGAAGAAGCUCAUGAACCCAGACUUCCAUGGAUGGAGGGCUUACAACUUGGGCAGAGGGAAGGGCUACUCUGUCAUUGAUGUAGUUAAAGAAUUUGAGAAGGCUUCUGGAAAAAAUAUCCCAUUCAAGGUGAUUGCAAGGCGACCAGGAGAUCUUCCAUUCGUUUAUGCCAAUCCCAAAUUGGCCUAUGAUGAACUUGGCUGGAAGGCACAAAGUGAUCUUGAUGACAUAUGUCGUGAUGCAUGGAAUUGGCAGAUGAAGUACCCUCAUGGGAGUCCUUGGUGGAAACGACGAAAGGAUGAUGGAGUGAAAGAGGAGAAGGAGAAGGAAAAAGAGAAAGAAGGAGAGGAGGAGGAGGAAGGAAUCCAACAGUGCCAUAUUUGUUCGUCGAACCUCGAGAAGAAAGCCCAUCCCCUUCAAUGUUCCUCUUGCUCCAACCUCACAUGUGAUUCCUGCAUCGUCUGGAACCCUGGAUCGAAGCUAUGGACCUGCAACGCUUGUCUUCAGAGGAAGUUACGAAAGCUUCGAAGGUAUCUCUGCACCAGUGGACACUUUGGACCCGGGACAAUAGUCGAAGCUGUUCAUUUCCUCUCACUGCCUGCCUUUGAGAUCGCGGAAGAAUACUUGCCGGUCACCCAGAAAUCGUGCCUGCCUGUUCUUUCAUGCGAAGAUCCUGGGAAGAAUUUUCUCUCCGUGAGGAUCAAAGCUGCCCGCCUGUUUUCACAAAGCUUCCACUUUGCCACUUCCUGUCUCUCAUACCCCUUCACCAGACUCUACGAUUCUCCGUUUCUCCGCAUUCUAUGGCCUUCCCUUGGCUUGCCGAUUCGCUUCCAUCAAAGCCCUAGGUGUGUCAAGGAAAUGGGGCCACGGAAACUGGGCGUCUCAAUCGAUCCGGAUUCCGAGAACGACUCCGGUUGUCCUGGGUCUGUGAGCCCUGCGUGGACGGAAGGAACAGGAUCGAAUUCGGAGACAAUGCGACCACCCGUUGGCUCUCCCACCGAUCUCCAUGCUUCCAAUGGCAACGAGUCUGGGCCUCGACUCUCUUUGUCACCAGGUGAGAGGAAAGUGUGGGAUGGCUGUGGAAUAGAACUUCCGGAAGUGGAUCCUACGACGGCAGAAGUCCGAGAGCAUGUGGAAACCCUGGUGGAGACCUUCAUUGGGCUCCCGCUGGAUAACGCUUCCGUCGAAAAGAUCUUCGAUCAUCCUUCAUAUGACGCUGUGAUGGACAAAUACUGUGGUCCCUUGGGUGAUGCCCUGACUCGUCUUUCCUAUGCUCUCCAAAUGGCCAUCAACAACGAGCCGUUGGGAGAAGAUGAGACCCCAUCGACUCUGCAUGCAACCUUGAAGAAAUUGAUCGAGGAUCUCAAGAGAGACGUUCGAACUCUCCCGCCAAUUCCUAGGAGAAGCAACGACUCCAGUGCCAAAGACAGCUGCUCUUUCAGCUCUCAGCCCUAUGAAGAUCUGCUUGCCAUCGCAAUUCUCAACAAGGUGAUACAGGAACAUGUGGAUGGGAGGGAAGUGCAAACCGAUGCUGAUGGCAAAAAAUCAAAACUCAAGGGGUCCAAGUAUGGGGAUGUUGGAAUACAGCCAGACAUGGAUGAAUUAGCAGAGUCUCAUUUAGCUGUUGAUUCUGACACUGACAGUGACCGAGCCCGAAGUCCAUUGGCUUAUGUGAUAGAAGAACAGAUUGAGGAGAUCACUACAACCUAUGAGACUGAUUCAGAGGCAGAGGAGGGAGAAGAUGGAGACAAGAAGGAAGGCUUCUUUAAUGAGCCAUAUAUCUCUCGAAGUGUUGUCACUGAUGGUGCUGAUGGGGAGAAGGUGGAUGGGAUUUCAGACUUGGAUUUCAUCUGUUCAGCCUUGAAUUUCACCAAAGAACAGCCUGUCCCAUUCCCUGAGCUUGGUCUUGACCUUGCCCAUGGAAGUCCAAAAAGUGAAGAUGAAGACCUUCAGGAGGGGAAUUACAAGGGCCAAUUGUCACAUGUACCUUUGGAGUCUUGGAAAGAGAACUGGCUCUUUCAAAAGCGGAAGGUCAGUGGAAAGCGUAACAACCCAGGUGCUUGGGAUGUUGAUGAGUUGUCAGAUUUAUCAGAGCAGGAGUCAUAUCAAUCAGUUGAGUAUUCAUCUGAAGAAGAAUUUGAGGUUGUCCCAGAUCACGAACAACACAUCCUGAAUCAAAGCUUUACUAGAGAGCCCCUCCGUUCUUCUUCGUCGGGACCUUCAUCUACAGGAAAUGACAUAAGUCAGAAGGAUUCUGAGUAUACUGAGGACUAUGACAGAGUGCAAACAAGAACAAAGUCUUGGAAGAAAAGUCCCUCUCCAACACCGGAGGAGGAGGAGAAUUUUUCCUAUCCCCAAACACAGCAUCCAGUUCCCAAGCCCAGGUCACACAAUGUGUCACAUGAUAAUGUAUGUGAAAGUAAUGUGCCAACCUACCUGCCUCCGCUCAAACGUCCUGCCCCUCCAAUCGACCUGAGCUUUUCCAUCAAUCCUGUUACUCUCACAUUACAUGCAGGGAAAGCUUUGAGGCUGAGAUGCAGUAUCACAGCAGCUCAGCAACCUUUCACUGUGUUUUGGUAUCAUAAUGGAGAAGCUCUUGUUGGCCUUGAUGAUGUCUACAUGUAUCAAGUCAGGAAUACAUUCCACUUGGAGAGGUACAACACAAUGCCAUCCCAUGGUGGGAUAUAUACAUGUGCUAUUCAUACUAAAACUGGCCAACGAUGGCAAGACUGCCAAGUUGUAAUUCGCAAGACCAAUAGGGCUCAUCAGCCUCCUGUAUUUGUCAGAAACCUACCUGAAGAAGUAGUGUAUGAUGGAAGACCAUCUCUACAAUUGCAAUGCCAGGUUGAUGGAUAUCCAGAACCAUCCCUCUGCAUAUUCCAAGAUGGAACCAAACUUGAACGCAAUGCUGUUGAGCUAGAGCCAUUACAGUAUGGAGAAUGGACUUUGACACUCAAGUCAGGAGUAGCUGAUCUUUCUGGGAGAUAUGAGGUGGAAGCGUGGAAUAGUGUUGGAAGAGCCAGGUCCUCUUGUCAAGUUAUCUCUUCAAGUUCUGAAUCCCUCACAGCCAAAACCAACCCGAAUCCUUCCCUUAUGCCUUCUUUAUGGCAAAGUCAGCACCAGGAGCAGGAAAAACCUGGCAGGAGUUCCCGGGCCGACUUUGAGGUGUCACAAGCGAUCUCAUCAAGUGAAGAAGCUCUUAAUCAGGUUUCUUUGUCAGAAACAUCAAAUGAGACAAGGACUAGGGAUGUCUCUGAUCUCCAUCUUGAUGGACCACCUCGACCAGGUAGACCCUCAAAAGAGAAGAAACCCAGUGCAUGCCCACCACCUGACACUCACUCCAAGUCAGAGCAUGACUCUCACUACCCUAUACCUGGGACCAUUGCUGAGAGGGAACACCUGAAAUGGCUGAAAGCUAAGCCUCUGUCAAAUAAUCCAUACUCUGCUGAGAAUAUAGCAAGACGAAUGCAGAAGAUGGACUUGAGGAAUACUACUCAUCUGGAGGACCCUGCUUUUGUCAAGGGAUCAUUUGAUGAUGUUAACACUACAAAUCCAUACACCAUCAACUGUGGGCCAAAAUCUAUUGAUCCAGAUCAAUACCGAAGGGAUUAUUACAUCCCAGGAGAAGAAACAAGGAAACGCCGGACAUCUUAUUCACCUCCCAAGCAGCAGCAACAGUUCCUCUCCCUCCAGCCUCAAGUGAAUCAGGUUUCAGCACGACAGACUGAAGCUGAGCGACCUCAGGUGACAGAGGCUGACAAUAGCGGUAUUCCUGAGGAGCAGGAACUCCAUAGCCUGCCUUCUGUUCGCCAAUUAGCAUCUAAGUUCCUUCCUAGCACAGAAAAUCCUCAAGUGAUCAUUGUUGAGAAACAAGGAGAGUCCUCUAGUGAGGAUAGAGCCAAGUCCUUUACACCAAGCAAACCACAGCUUGAGAUCCACAGCCUGACAGCCCGAAGCAUGCCGGCAGAGAUCCGGGAAGCAAUGAAGAAGCAGCGCCCGAAAGAACGAAAUCGAAACAUUGCUGUAGUGGAGGAAGGUUUUCGAAGAUCCGCUUCUAGUGUCCCUGAAUUGGAACGAAACAACCCAAGCCCCGAGCAUUUGGGGAUCCCGAAUGUCCCAAAGAGACUGAACGGGAAAAAAUGCGAAGAGGAAGAAAUUUCGGGUGGCUACACAUCAGAUGAGAGUAGUGGGUCCCAGUCACAUCCACCCACAUCCGCACGGCGAAAGCCUAAAACCAGUUCCAUUGCAUCACGUGCUGCAUAUUGGGACCAACGCGUGAGCCAAGGACUCUCAUCUGACUCCCAACUUUCUCCCAGGGGCGAUAUCCCUGAUUUUACCUGACUUGAGACUGAAGAGUUAUUUUCGUGAUCUGUGCCCCGUUCCCCUCGUAAGCAUGCUACCAUACUCCGUAUGAAAAUUGAAAAUGCUCAUUGCAUGUCAUUUCAUGGAUGUGUUGGAAACUGAAAGAAGCUGAAUACCUUCCCCGUCAUAUCGAUUUCGCUGUUUCAGCUCCCUCCAAUCCAGAGUUGAACUUAACAUUUGAUCAAGAACUUUUUUGUUCCCUGAUAUGUUGAAACAAAACAGCAGUGAAAUUCUUGCUUUUACCUUGUCCGCACAAGCCAUAUGUCCCAGAUUGACAGUUUUGCAUUGUUUUUCUCCUCCCUGAUAAGUAGCAUAUGGUC